Messenger RNA from Macrosiphum euphorbiae (potato aphid), 261 nucleotides. The record is from the annotation of a GenBank genome assembly. Lineage: Eukaryota; Metazoa; Arthropoda; Insecta; Hemiptera; Aphididae.
AUGUCUUUGAACUGCAAUGGUAUCACACAUAAGAAACAAGAACUAACAAAAUGUGUUGAACUCGACAAUACAAACAUAAUUCAGCUUGAUGAAACUCGUCUUGCUCCAAAAACAGAGCUCAAAAUUCCAAAUUUCCAAGUAUAUCGAAAUGACCGCCAACCACAACUAAGGCAACUACCGAACGGGAGAACUGCAGUACCGAUUCGUCAUGAAAUAGUUCACCAUCACGUAAAUACUCCAACAGAGCUCCACAGUAUCUAG